Molecule: messenger RNA, 2222 nt
Organism: Hypanus sabinus (Atlantic stingray)
Lineage: Eukaryota; Metazoa; Chordata; Chondrichthyes; Myliobatiformes; Dasyatidae
Product: WD repeat-containing protein 70
Exons: 18
Coding region: 137-2035 (632 amino acids)
Biological process (GO): regulation of DNA double-strand break processing
Cellular component (GO): site of double-strand break; nucleus
Molecular function (GO): protein binding
Source: RefSeq, a predicted model, not a curated record
CCGAGAGUUGGCGAUAGUGCCGGGAGUUCGGCUUCACGGGUCUCAUCUUGUCCGUUACGUGAACUCCUCGUCUGUGAUCUGAAUUUUGCGGAAACAUCGAAAGGGGUGAAACGAGAGCUUAUCAGCUGAGAUCAAGAUGGGCGACCCAGAUGUCGGGGCCGUGAUGGGUUUCUCAGGGUUUGGAAAGAAAGCUAGGACCUUUGACUUGGAGGCCAUAUUUGAACAGACACGUCGGACUGCCAUUGAGAGGAGCAGAAAAGUGUUGGAGAAGGAGCAGACUGCAGCAGAAUCUCUUCAGUCAACACCCUGCACUGGGAAAUUAAGCACCCCAACCAGGAAAGAGCAUCCUGAAGCCAUUGAUAGGUCACCUGUUGAAGAUGAAAGUGGACAUGAAGAUAGUGAUAGUUCAAGCAGCGAUCUGAUCGGUCCUCCAGUACCUUCCUCAUUAUCUAGAUUGGCAAUCGAGGAGCAAGCGAAUGCUGCAGACCUUCCUACAUUGAGUGACAAACUGCAGGGGGACACAGAUGAAGAGGAGGAGGAAGAUGAUGAUGAUGAUGAUGAUAACCCGGUGAAGCGGAUCCCAGACUCACAUGAAAUCACGCUGAUCCAUGGCAAAAAAACGGUUUCUGCACUGGGACUGGACCCAUCGGGUGCCCGCCUUGUCACAGGAGGUUAUGAUUAUGAGGUGAAACUCUGGGACUUUGCAGGAAUGGAUGCUUCACUACAGGCCUUCAGGUCACUACAGCCCUGCGAAUGUCACCAGAUUAAAUCUUUGCAGUACAGUGCAACAGGAGACGUAAUUCUUUGUGUGGCUGGCAGUGCCCAGGCCAAGGUGCUGGACCGUGAUGGCUUCCAGGUGAUGGAGUGUGCGAAAGGAGACCAGUACAUUGUUGACCAAGCUAAGACCAAGGGACAUACAGCUAUGCUGAAUGGUGGUGCCUGGCAUCCGAAAAUUAAGGAGGAGUUUGUGACAUGCUCAAAUGAUGGGACUGUGAGGACUUGGGACAUGAACAAUGAGAAGAAACACAAGAAUGUUUUUAAACCACGAACUGCACAAGGAAAGCGAAGUAUUCCCACCACCUGUGCAUAUAGCAGAGAUGGCAAAUUGAUUGCUGCUGCAUGUCAAGAUGGCUCCAUUCAGAUCUGGGAUCGUAACAUGAAUGUUCAUACAAAGUUUCACAACCGACUGGCGCAUGUUCCUGGCAGUGACACAUCUUGCCUUAGCUUCUCGUAUGAUGGAACUACUUUGGCAUCACGUGGUGGAGAUGACACUAUAAAAGCUUGGGAUAUGAGGAAUUUCCGGAAUCCUCUGAAUGUGGCAACUGAUCUCCCAAACAUCUUUCCAAUGACAGAUUGCUGCUUCAGCCCUGAUGAUAAGCUGCUGGUAACGGGGACAUCUGUGCGGAAGGGACAGGGAAGCGGUAAACUACUGUUUUUCGAUCGAGAAACCUUUCACAAGGUUUAUGAGAUUGAGGUCACUGACGCAAGUGUCAUUCGUUGUUUGUGGCAUCCAAAACUGAACCAGAUCAUGGUGGGAACAGGAAAUGGACUGGCAAAGGUCUAUUAUCAUCCAGUGAAAAGUCAAAGAGGAGCUAAACUCUGUGUUGUGAAAACAAAGCGAAAAGCAAAGCAGAGUCAAACUGUCACACAAGAUUACAUCAUUACACCACAUGCUUUGCCUAUGUUCCGGGAGCCCAGGCAGAAGAGCACGAGGAAGCAGUUGGAAAAAGAUCGCCUUGAUCCUGUAAAAUCCCACAAGCCUGAACCUCCCGUAUCUGGUCCAGGGCGUGGUGGACGAGUUGGGACUCAUGGUGGUACAUUAUCAUCAUUCAUUGUGAAGAAUAUUGCCCUGGAUAAAACAGAUGACAGUAAUCCACGUGAAGCUAUCUUGCGUCAUGCAAAAGAUGCUGAACAGAAUCCAUACUGGGUGGCUCCUGCCUACGUUAAGACACAGCCACGUGCAGUGUUUGCAGACGUGGAGUGCGAGGAGGAGCUGGAGGGCAACGAGCCCGAGUGGAAGAAACGGAAAUUGUGAGCAAGCUGUCCUUGAACAAGUGACCACAAGCAGCUUUACCUGCUCAUUGUGUUGUAAUGGUCGAUGUGGAAGUGUGCAGCAGGUGUGGGGUGGUAGGAGUGAGCUAAUUUCCAGCUGACCAAACAACAUGGUCUCUAUUCAAUAUUUUACCUUAUAACUUCAGUUAAUUAAACCUGUGCUGACGCAA